Plectropomus leopardus (leopard coralgrouper) is the source of this 5600-nucleotide messenger RNA. It is a transcript of the gene znf608, whose product is annotated as zinc finger protein 608. Gene Ontology annotation, biological process: regulation of transcription by RNA polymerase II. Gene Ontology annotation, cellular component: nucleus. The record is from RefSeq and is a predicted model, not a curated record. NCBI's taxonomy places the organism in Eukaryota, Metazoa, Chordata, Actinopteri, Perciformes, Serranidae.
AUCCGGCAGCCUAUAACAGACCUGCAUGUGUCCACCUCCGGCUCGGCGCUGGCUGCCUCACUGCGGCGGGCUGACGAUGACUUGAAUGCUGAUUAUUGUGAAGAUCGACAAAGGACACGCGGAAAGGAGGAGAUGAACCGUUUCCUGAGAGCUGGGGAGAAUGGAGGGCUGCUGACGGACUGCAGGGAGCUGUCACCCAACCACACCGCCUCCUCUUCAUCCUCAUCCUCCUCCUCCUCUUCCUCCUCCAUCUCCAUCACCUCCUCCUCCUCCUCCAGCGCCGCUGGCUCAGCCGACAGACACGCGGCCCUGCCCUCGCUCCAGACCCGGGUACCUGUCGGCGGUGGCGGCAGCGGCGGGUCGGAGCCGAGGAGAUCCGCGCUGAAACGCAGCCGAGCCGGCCGGGAGGGACGAGAGGAAGCGGAGGCGGCGGCGGCGGCGGAUCACUCAGCGGCUGCCGUCGCGGUGCGCGGCGGCGGCGAGGUGUGCGUCGGGGUCGGUAAGCAGCAGCAGCAGCGCCGGGAGGCUCAAGGACGCAGCGUCGGCGGAGAAGGUCUGGAGAUGAUUUCAGCGGUCAGCAGGGACGCGGACGGCGGCGGGAGCGGCAACAACAAUAACAACAACAACGGCGUCUCCGAAGUGGCCUCUCCUGCGACAUGCGCCAAAGGCAAGGAGGAGAGGAAGGGGAAAAACGUGAUCCGGGGCUGGAAGCGGGACAGAGACAGGGAGAGGGACGCCGCCGCUCCUCCUGCCCGGACGAGGAAGGAGAAGCCCGGCGAUGGCUCGUCUCCUCCUCCCUCCGUUUUCCUCCCGUCGUCCGCCCUGCCCGAGCAUCAUCCGUGCCGCGACGGCCCCGGACACUGCCACUGCGCCGCGCCGGACUCCAGGAUCAUGGGAGAUAACGGCAACAUUAACAACGUAAACAAUAACAAUAGCGGGAGUAACGGAGGCAGCAAAAACGCGCUGGAUUGUGGAGUUAAAAGCGGCGGCGCUAUUGUUGUCAGGCGGCAGCAUGACGACACACCGGCGGCCAAGAAACACAGAGGAGCCGAGAAGGUGGACCCCAUGUUCACGGUGCCAGCUCCCCCUGUUCCAGGCCACCCCGGGGGCCCCGGAUCCUCUCUGCCCUCAGCCCCCUCCUUCUCCCCUCCGGCCCUGCCCACCUCCAACCCCAAGCAGCUGGUGGUGAGGACGAGGUCUAUAGGCACCAACACGCAGGACGGAGGCGUCUCAGGAGCUCUGGAGGGCGACUCGGCCUGUCUGGGACCCUGCCAGCCCGGGACCAGCGUCAACCUGGAGGGCAUCGUGUGGCACGAGACCGAGGAGGGUGUGCUGGUGGUGAAUGUGACGUGGAGGAAGAGAACCUACGUGGGAACUCUUUUAGACUGCACCAAACACGACUGGGCUCCUCCAAGGUUUUGCGAGUCUCCCUCCAGUGACCCGGAGUUGCCGGGUGGGCGUGGGCGGGGCAAACGGAUGCGUAUGGCCAUGGCUGAGCGGCCCUGCGUGGAGCCAACCCCUGCCGCCAAAGUCAGGGGUCUGUCGCAGCACAGGAGCCGUGGAGGCGGUGUGGCGGGAACCCCCGCGCCCAUCCAUAACAAGGGGCGGCGAGGAAGCCUGAACCUCAUCAACAGCAACUGCCGAACGCCUCCUUCCUUCUUCACCGUGGAGGAGGUGAAACCCGCCAACAGCACCUCUGUGCUCUCCUCUGGGAAGCGAAAGAACAAGCCGCCGGCCGACCUGGACCUCAGCAUGGUGUCGUCUGACGACAUUAAAAACGGGAACGGGAAGAGGAUCCGAGCCAAAUCCCGCAGCGCCCCAUCCACGCCGCAGGGCAAAUCCGACCCCUCGUUCAUGGACCCCGGGGGAGGGUGCGCCUCCUCGCCACCCCCACCGCCCAUCCUGAUCGACUGCCCCCACCCCAACUGCACUAAACGCUACAAGCACAUCAACGGCCUGCGCUACCACCAGACUCACGCACACCUGGAGGCUGAGGAGCAGAGGAAGCCGGAGCUGGAGCCCAUGAAGGACGGGGAGAGCGAGGACCGACUAUCAGACUGCGAGGACACCAUCAACAACAUGACCUACGACCUCUCAGAGACAAAUAGCACCAACAGCUCCUCAAAGAAACCGGCUCCUCUAUACAAGGUGACCACGGUGGGGUCUCCGAAAAACAGACGGCUACUCCUCAGCACUGACCACAGCCCCUCAGCCAACCCCAAGACCAGAAGAACCUCGCUGCUGAAAGACGGGCUGAUCGAUGACCUCAGCAACCUGCCCAUCAUCUCCAACAUGACCGUGGUUCUGGAGAACUGCAUGGUCCCGGACAGGAACUCCACCGUCGAGAUGCCCAAGCUGGAAGCCGAAGGUUUGAUCGACAAAAAGGGGAGCGCAUGCGACAAGGGCAAGAAGGCCAACGGAAAGGUUGAGAAGCUGUCCAAGUCACGGACAAACCGGCCGAUUGCUCCCGCCCCCGCUCCCCCAAAGCUCAUCGCCAUACCCAACACGGCGUACCCGACCAGCGCAGCAGAUACUGCCGCCUCACAGCAGCCCUCCCCGAUGGCGGCCGUGGGCCUCACUAGUAAAAACCUCCCCCUGAAACCCAUCAAACCAAAGCUGAGCAUUGUUGUGGAGCCGAGCCUCGUCAAAGCCACCUUGGUCACCUGCAGCAAAGAGACCCGCAAGAAAGAGAAGCGGAGGCUGAAGGACAAACACAACAAAGACACCCAAACCAGGACGACGAAUGGCGACAGCGGUGGAAUCAAAAUGGAUGAAGGCGGCAGUGCGUCCAAAAUGGGCAUCAAGGAGAUUUCCGGCAGCCUUCUAAAGGAGCACCUCAGUAAGCAGGAUGUCCUGAACGGGCUCACAGAGAGCCAGGAGAGCAGGAUGGCCAGUAUCCGAGCUGAGGCGGACAAGGUGUACACCUUCACCGACAACGCCCCCAGUCCCUCCAUCGGCGGCUCAUCGCGGCUCGACUCCGGUUGCCUGGCAGCAGACAGCAAGAACAACAGCCCCGCCUACUCUGACAUCUCCGAUGCCGGGGACGACGGCGGAUCUUCUGAAAGUCGCUCGGAUGGAAUCAGAUCCAAGUCCACCUCCUCGGCCUCGUCGGAGGUGAGCUCCAGCAGUAACCACGCUGGUAAAACGCCAACCGCUGCAUCUGCGCCGCCAUCAAAAGACCCCCAGUCCCCGUACUACCACGGCUACGAGCCGUACUACCUGCAGGGCUACAUGCAGUCGGACAGGCCAAACAGCAGCGUCGCUUUCCACAAAAGCUCCGCCCUUGAUGGCAAAGCGAAGGACAGGAAGGACGAAGCGAAAGAGGACGACAAGAGCUCCUCCCAUGAGUUCUUGGACUCUAAGAAAGGCGACGGGCCACCUCAGUCUCAGCUCCAGCUGGCUAUGAGUCAGACUCAGACCGCCUUGGCCCAGUCGCUGUACUACGGCCAGUACUCCAGAGGACUGUACAUGGACCAGAAACUGUUACUGGCCUCCAAAUGCUGCGAUCAGACGCACGGCGCCAAGCAAAGGGGCGAGAGGGGAAUGAGAGACAGUGAGGAUGAUAAACACAUGGUCGGGGGUUCGGCCGGGGGACCCAUGUUAGGCAAAGGUCCGGACGGCGCAAAAGGUUGCUGCCCCAAACCCGUCCUGUCCUACGUGGAGUUGAGUGAGAGGGGAGAAAGGGGCGUAAAGGCGGUGCACGGUAGCAUGGUGGACCAGCACCAGGUGUCGAUGAAAGACUGCGACGACAUCAAGUCACCUUCCUCUUCCUCUUCUUCAUCACUCCACAACCCAAACAGUCAGACAGAUCUGGACUCAAAUGUUUCCUAUUCCAGUCCCUCAGACGGCCCGGCCUGGGCUCACUGCCUCGCUCACAGCAAAUACUCAGAGCUCCAACACGGCGAGGAGGCCGAGGAGGGCGAGGCGGACAGGGGGAAAGACUGGGGAGCAACCGUGGAGCCCGCCGGCGCCAAGAUGACCUCAGCAGGAAGUGGAGACGCUAAAAAAGCCAGGGUCCACGAUCUCCCGCCCGCCAUCGACAUGGAGGAUUCGGACAGGCUGGACGGGCUGGACGAUCAGGGCCAGGAGCCGAUGGGAGGGCUGGCCGAGGACUCUCAGAGCGCCCGGGCGGCGGUGUCUCCUCCCAUGACCCCCCAGCAGCCCUACAUCCAGUACCAGCACUCCUCCUACCCGCCUUACCUGGCGAUGUGCGAGAGCGGCGGGGGCUCCUACAGAGGGGUGUCCCCAACCCUGGUCCACAGUUACCCAGGUUUCCACUACCCUCUGUACGGUAAGACGGCGGGCAGGGAGGAGUCGGAGGUGACUCCGCCCGGCAGAGGAGGAGCGGUGAGCAGCAAGCAGAGCGGCGACUCGUCCUCGUCCUCGGCCAUGGAGCUGCUGCAGCAGCAGAGCCAUCAGUACCACGGAAAAUCACCCGCUCCCGGCGAGAAGGGUUCCCCCGAGGGAGAGAGAGAGACGGAGCGAGAGAGGAACCACGUGUCCUUCGCCCGACACCUGCACACACACCAUCACACACACCUCGGUAUGAGCUACAACCUGAUGUCAGGGCAGUACGACAUCUACCAAGGGUUGAGCUCCAGGUCGCUGGUCUCCAGUCAGCAGGUGUCGGGUCACUCGUCCACAGAGAGCGAAGGGAAGAAGUAGGACCAUGUGACCACGUCUCACAUGAGGAACGGCAGAUUUAUCAGACAUCAAUUCCAUGGUGUUUAAUAAGCUUCGCCUCGCUGAGAGGCAGAGAACUCAAAUUAAAAAAGAGAACCUCUUUCAUUUCUUACUAAUGAAACCACCUGUUUUAUAAGACGUCACGGAGGAGCAGACGGAGGGACGGGAGGCGGGAUCGGGACCUCUGAUCACUGACACUUGAAGCUUUGGGGUUUUGCAGGACUCGGACAGAAGCAGGCGUUUAAAGAACUCUGAGCGCCGUGCGUCGGCCCCGCUGCGGCCGUGGUGCUCGACUUUAUAAAAUGCACAUUUAUGGUAGUGUAUAAUGACGAUGAUAUGACUGAAUGUACUGAAGAUGACUCACAUUACCCCAAUAGUGUUGAUGUUUUUUAUUUUAAAAACUCCUAUUGGGAAACAGCAUUAGGAAGCUAAAAAGUCUAUUACUAUCCUUAUUAUUCUCAUUCUGAUUAUUGAAGUGGUCCUCCUCCCUCCAUAGUGCUGACGCUUCAUUUGUAUUACUAACCUGUACUUGAGCGUAACCAUGUUGAUUGUAUCGUCUUUAUGUGAGAGUAAACCUUCACAUCGACCCGCCCAGUGCCAUGGAGGAACCCAGUGCUGUAAAUAUUCUGUACAGAUUCAUGGCAGAGCACUAACAUGCUUUAUCCUACUCUAUGUUGACCUCCAUCAGCCGCGCAGGGGAGCGGCGUGCGGAGCGGGGACGACCAGCGUUACCAGAGCAACCAGUUCUCCAUCAGCCCGGCUCAUUAAGUGACUCCAGGAGUCAGUUUUCUUUCAGUUUCCUGCCGAUUUCAACCAGCAUCCGGCACUGCAGGAGUUACGAUGAUCGACUCACGGCCCGCAGGACAAAUCUGGCCCCCAAAAACAUUUUCUAAUUCACAAUAAAGACAAAGUCAUUC